Molecule: messenger RNA, 835 nt
Organism: Teleopsis dalmanni
Lineage: Eukaryota; Metazoa; Arthropoda; Insecta; Diptera; Diopsidae
Product: gustatory receptor 23a-like
Exons: 3
Coding region: 42-776 (244 amino acids)
Biological process (GO): sensory perception of taste
Cellular component (GO): dendrite; axon; neuronal cell body
Source: RefSeq, a predicted model, not a curated record
ACAUUAUCCGAGUGCGAUUUUUGCAAAUUUCUUUACUGAUAAUGCAAUUAAAUCAACGUGCUGAUAUAUUGAGAGAUGCAAUACUUACAUUGGCGGCUCAAAAUAAGCCAAAGUCCAAAUAUGGAAUUGAUAUCUGGAAGCCGUAUACUUCUUGGGAAUAUGAACAACUGAAUGUAAUGCGUUUGAUAUAUGGACGUUUGUAUGAAGCGUACCAAACACUAAGUGAAUGCUUUGGCUGGUCUUUAAUUAUUAUGUUAAUGUCUUCGUUAUGUGAAUUUGUUUCAAAAGCAUUUUGGAGUUUUGAAGCAAUACGUAAUAAUCAAAUGUACCGAAUUAUUUUUAACUCCUCAACGGUUUUAUCCCUUACAUGUUUGGUAUCACUACUUCUGUUACUUGGAGAUGAAGGAGAGGGAAAAAGUCGAAAUAUUGGUUGUCUUAUCUUUAAGCUUGUGAAGCCUCUUGGAAAUAAACGUUACAAUGACUUAGUGAGCGAAUUCUCCUUGCAAACGCUACAUCAACGUUUCGUUAUCACAGCAAAGGAAUUCUUCAACUUAAAUUUGAAUUUACUAGGAAGCAUGGUUGCUGCUAUUGUGACAUAUUUGGUAAUUCUUAUACAAUUUAUGUUGUCGGAAGGAACUGAUCAGAAACAUCCAAAUACUACAAAUACUACCGUCUCAGCUAUCCUCUCGAAUAUUUCUUAUAAUUUUUCGACAACAAAAGUGAUUGAAAAUGUAUUUACUACUGCACUUUCUACUGAAAUUCCAGACAGAAUUUAAAUAAAUCAUAAAUUUAUAUUGUUGUUCUAGCAAAGAAAUAGCACUUAUAUUUUUAUGCG